Messenger RNA from Tupaia belangeri chinensis (Chinese tree shrew), 7740 nucleotides. RefSeq names its product BMP2 inducible kinase (gene BMP2K). NCBI's taxonomy places the organism in Eukaryota, Metazoa, Chordata, Mammalia, Scandentia, Tupaiidae. The record is from RefSeq and is a predicted model, not a curated record. Gene Ontology annotation, biological process: protein phosphorylation. Gene Ontology annotation, molecular function: protein kinase activity; ATP binding.
UCCGGCGGCUCGUCUGUGGGGGUCCGGGUGUUCUCAGUCGGCCGCUACCAGGUCACCCUGGAGGAGUCUCUGGCCGAAGGUGGAUUCUCCACAGUUUUCCUGGUGCGGACGCAUGGUGGUGUCAGAUGUGCAUUGAAGCGAAUGUAUGUCAAUAACAUGCCAGACCUCAACAUUUGUAAAAGGGAAAUUACAAUUAUGAAAGAACUAUCUGGUCAUAAAAAUAUUGUGGGGUAUUUGGACUGUGCUGUUAAUUCAAUUAGUGAUAAUGUCUGGGAAGUGCUUAUCUUAAUGGAAUAUUGUCGAGCUGGGCAGGUUGUGAAUCAGAUGAACAAGAAGCUGCAGACAGGUUUUACGGAACCAGAAGUGUUGCAGAUAUUCUGUGAUACCUGUGAAGCAGUUGCAAGGUUGCAUCAGUGUAAGACUCCAAUAAUUCACCGGGAUUUGAAGGUAGAAAAUAUUUUGUUGAAUGAUAGUGGAAGCUAUGUGCUUUGUGACUUUGGCAGUGCCACAAAUAAGUUUCUUAAUCCUCAAAAAGAUGGAGUUAAUGUAGUAGAAGAAGAAAUUAAAAAAUAUACAACUCUGUCAUACAGAGCUCCUGAAAUGAUCAACCUUUAUGGAGGGAAACCCAUCACCACCAAGGCUGAUAUCUGGGCACUGGGAUGUUUACUCUAUAAACUUUGUUUUUUUACUCUUCCUUUUGGUGAGAGUCAGGUUGCUAUCUGUGAUGGCAGUUUCACCAUCCCAGACAACUCUCGUUACUCCCACAACAUACAUUGCUUAAUAAGGUUCAUGCUUGAACCAGAUCCAGAGCAUAGACCUGAUAUAUUUCAAGUGUCCUAUUUUGCAUUUAAAUUUGCCAAAAAGGAUUGCCCAAUCUCUAACAUCAAUAAUUCUUCUAUUCCUUCAGCUCUUCCUGAACCGAUGACUGCUAGUGAAGCAGCUGCUAGGAAAAGCCAAAUAAAAGCCAGAAUAACAGAUACCAUUGGACCAACAGAAACCUCAAUUGCACCAAGACAAAGACCAAAGGCCAACUCUACUACUGCCACUCCUAGUGUGCUGACCAUUCAGAGUUCAGCAACCCCUGUUAAAGUCCCUGCUCCCAGUGAAUUUGGUAACCACAGACCAAAAGGAGCACCAAGACCUGGAAAUGGCUCUGAAAUUUUAUUGGGCCAGGGGCCUGCUCAGCAGCCACCACAGCAGCAUCGAGUGCUUCAACAACUGCAGCAAGGAGAUUGGAGACUACAGCAGCUCGGCCCGCGCCGUCGCCGGCAGCAGCAGCAGCAGCAGCAGCAGUCGCCACAGCAGCUGCUUCAGGACUCUUACAUGCAGCAGUAUCAGCAUGUAAUGCAGCAGCAACAGAUACUUCAACAACAGUUUUUAAUGAAUGCAGUUUAUCAGCCACAACCUUCUGCAUCACAAUAUCCUACAAUGAUGCAGCACUAUCAGCAAGCUUUCUUGCAGCAGCAGAUGCUAGCUCAACAUCAGCACUCCCAGCAGCAGUCGUCAUCACCUGAGUAUCUUACCUCCCCUCAAGAGUUCUCACCAGCCUUAGUUUCCUACACUUCAGCACUUCCAGCUCAAGUUGGAAGCAUGAUGGAUUCCUCUUAUGGUGCCAAUAGGUCAGUUGCUGGAAAAGAGGCAGUUGCAAAUUUCACAAAUCAGAAGAGUAUCAGUAACCCACCUGACAUGUCAGGGUGGAAUCCUUUUGGAGAGGAUAAUUUUUCCAAGCUAACAGAAGAGGAAUUAUUGGACAAAGAAUUUGACCUUCUAAGAUCAAACAGGCUGGAGGAGAGAGCAUCCUCAGAUAUGAAUGUAGAGCCACUUUCUGCUCCACAUAAUCAUCCUCCAGAAGAUCCUUUUGGUUCUGUUCCUUUCAUUUCCCACUCAGGUUCUCCUGAAAAGAAAGUUGAACUUUCAUCUGUGAAUCAAGAAAGCAGCAUUGCAAACGCUAUUAAGAAUGGAAAAGCAAGUCCAGUAUGUAAAGAUCAGCGGGCUGGAAAGAAACCCAUGGACACUUCAUCGGUACAAGGCCAAGUGCAGAAGGGGAAUGAUGAAUCUGAAAGUGAUUUUGAAUCAGAUCCCCCUUCUCCUAAGAGCAGUGAAGAGGAAGAACAAGACGACGAAGAAGUUCUACAGGGAGAACAAGGAGAUUUUAAUGAUGAUGACACGGAACCAGAAAAUCUCGGUCAUAGGCCUCUCCUCAUGGAUUCUGAAGAUGAGGAAGAAGAGAAACAUAGCUCUGAUUCUGAUUAUGAGCAGACUAAAGCAAAAUACAGCAAUGUGAGCCCUGUCUACAGAGACAAGUAUGGCAGUGGACCAACCCAAGACCCUAACAUAACACUCCUCACUCCUGCCCAAUCACCUGCUGAUGUUGGGGUAGAGACUUCCAAACCUGAAUUUGAUGUAUUUGGUGCCGUGCCCUUCUUUGCAGUGCACACUCAACAUCCCCAGCAAGGAAAGAACGAAAAGAACCUCUCUCAACAGAAGUUUCCUACUAUGGGACUAGAACAGGAGGAAUAUGAUGUGUUCACAAAGGCACCCUUUAGCAAGAAGGUGAAUGUACAAGACUGCCAUACUGUGGGGCUGGAGGCACAUACUCUUCCUAGUUGUCCCAAAAGUGUAGAUAUAUUUGGCUCUACUCCAUUUCAGCCCUUUCCCACAUCAAUAAGUAAAAGUGAAAGCAGUGAGGACCUUUUUGGGCUUGUGCCCUUUGAGGAAAUAACAGGGAAUCAGCAGCAAAAAGUCAAACAGCGUAGCUUACAGAAACUGUCCUCUCGACAACGGCGCACAAAGCAAGAUAUAUCAAAAAGUAAUGGGAAGCGGCACCAUGGCACACCAACUAGCACAAAGAAGACUUUGAAGCCUACCUAUCGCACUCCAGAGAGAGCCCGUAGACAUAAAAAAGUGGGCCGCCGAGACUCUCAAAGCAGCAAUGAAUUUUUAACCAUUUCAGACUCCAAGGAGAACAUUAGCAUUGCACUAACUGAUGGGAAGGACAGGGGAAAUGUCCUACAACCGGAGGAGAAUCUGUUGGACCCCUUUGGUGCCAAGCCCUUUCAUCCUCCAGAUUUGCCAUGGCACCCCUCACACCAGGGCCUGAAUGACAUCCGUGCUGAUCACAAUACCGUCUUGCCUGGGCGGCAAAGACAGAAUUCACUACACGGGCCAUUCCACAGUGCAGAUGCGUUGAAAAUGGAUGAUUUUGGUGCUGUGCCCUUUACAGAACUUGUGGUACAAAGCAUCACUCCACAUCAGUCCCAACAGUCCCAACCAGUCGAAUUAGACCCAUUUGGUGCUGCUCCAUUUCCUUCUAAACAGUAGAUACUUCUGAUGGAUUCUUGGCAUUAACUCCUGUUUCAAAAAAUUAUGAACAGUUUUAUGAAUUUGAAAGGUCACUUAUUUGUAUAGCUCUUUAUAUCAUUCAUUCUUAUAGCUCAAUCAGAAUAGGUGAUUUUGAAAUAAACCAAAUAGAAAAAGAAAGUAUCUGUACAGGGUAGUAACUUGAUGCCUCUUCCAGGCAGGAGAAAAGUGAGCUACAUUGAAAGCUCUUAACCAAGGGUUUCUGCUACUGACAUCACAACACAAAAAUGCAAGAAUGGUACUUCUGGUCAAAAGUACGCAGCACCUUUCCAGGGGUGUAGCCACUGAAAAGGGACAGUAAAACUAUCUUGUUAUUUUUGAUAUCAGAAUGUCACUUCUGUGUGCAUAUCCCAGGCUCAUUCCAGAUCCAGCAUUUAAAACUAGGGUUAUCUGUACACACACAGAUUAUAUUUGUGAAUUUUUAAAGGUCUCUUCUGAUUUUCAUACACACAAUAAAGAAUGUUGGGUUGUCUGAGAAGUCUGACACAUUUUUGCAUAGAAAAACAUAGAAUGAUAAUCAUGACUUUUCUGAUGAUCCUAGUUCUCACGAAGAUUAGAAAGUUAUUAUCUGGAGUGUACAGAGAUUUCGGUCCAUACUGAACCUUUAUCUACAAAGCAGAGCCAGAAGUAACUAUUGUGCCUAAAACUUUUAUUUUUAAAAGCAAGUGCCAUUAAUAUGGAAUACUUAACUAUAUGAAAUAAUGCAUAUGUAAAUUAGCUUGAUUUUGCUAUUCCAGUGUAUACAAAUUUCAAAACAAAAACAUAUAAAUAUAUACAAUUUUUAUGUCAAUUAAUAAAUGUAAAGAUAUGAAAUAGUUAAAUAGAAGCCUAGAACAAAAAACAAACAGAAAUCUCAUUUGAAAAGUAUAAAAGAAAAAGAUGAUAAAAAAAUUUCAGCACUUCAGAAACAUGCUAUAUUUUCUUUCUGAAUGGCUUCUUCCUCUAAACUCUUAUUAUCAUGCUAAAAAAGUAGAUUAUUGGAAAAACUGGGAGGGAGUGAGGAUAAGGUUUAUAUAAAAAUUUUAGGAAAAAUAUGUAGUGGAAGCCCUGAUAUUUAAGACGUUUACAAUGUAAAAUCAUGUUGCAUUAGUAAUUACUUUAUUAAAUUACCACCUUUACCAAAUAUUCCCCAAGUCAUGAGCAACAAUUAUUUUAGGUAGGUUUGGAGGGUAGAAUAGUUUCAAUAAAAUGCACAGAACAGUGACACCCAUAAAGCCUUAUAGGCAGGACUCAUGUACCCUGCUAAAGUAUCCCUGCAUGAACACACCAGAUCCUAUGAUGUUUAUAAAGUAUUAGAUGAUGAGGGACUAGCUUCUUAAUUCUGCUAGUCGAUUGUGUCUUCAGUGCUAAUAACCCAGCUACCAAAUUGCCUUUUCUGUUCCCCAAUUAGAAACUUGAGAUUUUAUAGGAAUUGUGUUUAAUGAUAGAAAUGACAUAUAUGAAUUAAUGUGAGUACAUAUCUGUAUUUCCUGUGUCUGCAAGUAUUUUAAGUUAUAAUUAAUUGUCUUCUAUCAGAUUAACAUUUGAAGUUUCUAGAACUGUUAGAGUUAUUUCCAAAAGGGUGGAAACUCUUAUCAACUGGCACUCUCCUUGAUUGCUAUAUUUUAAAUUUAAUUCAAUUAAAAUCUAUUUUUAUGAGUAACCUUAUUAGGAUCUCUUCAUUAUAGUGCCCAAUGGGAUAAGCUAUUUGCCUAUUUUCACAGUUCUGAACCAGGAAAAAAAGGCAAAGUCUGGGUAUUAAACCACAUAACCAUUUUUUUAUUAUUUCUUUCUCCUCCUUUAUAUGCUAAAUCAGAUAUAAAUUUGUGGAAGAUAGGGAAACAAUAUGUGAAUCACAAUGUAGCAGAGGCAGACCAAGCAUUAUAAUACCACUUACAGUUGUAGUUUUCAAGCUGGACUGCACCAAUUUCUUGUCUUUGUGCCAAAGGCAAAUACUAUGUUUGCACCCUUUUUUCUGAUUCUCAGGUUAAUAUUGCUAAUGCAAAUGCUCAAAUAGAUGAUCUUUAAAACAAAACGGAUUCAAGUAAUACUUUCUUUUUAAAAUGAAGAGUUGAUUACAUAUAGUAAAUUUAUGAACUACAGUAGGUUUGUUACCACUUUUUUUGGUUUGUUUUAAGUGAAAAUCUGUUGGUUGAUGUGUCCACAGUAUGCUUCUUUGACUGUUUGAAGUACUUGGUCUCUGCUAAACCUCAUGAAUUUUGUCACAGAAGGAGCAGUGGAUGAACCAACGUGGUCUCCUUGGGAUAUAAACAUAAAAUACUGGCUUUUCAAUACACUGAAUAGUUUUAAAUGAUUCAGGCACUAAUGUAGAUCCUUUGGGCUUAUAGUAUUAGAUAAAUUCUAAGGAAAACAAGAUUUACAUUUGCUUGUUACAGCCCAGCCCAGUGACUUUGCUCUUUUGAGAUGGUAGCUCAGAGCAAAGUUUGUAGGAUUCAAUAGGAAAUCCAGUGGUCUAGAAAUGGGGAGACCAUGUUGAAGUAGAGGCGUUUUCCCAAGGAGUGUGGAUUUAUACUUUCUGUUUUCAUUCAUCCCCUCCCACCACCAUGGUCAAAGUGUAGUUCAUUCCACAUACUUGAUGCCCAGGUAAUUAAUUCCCUAUGACAAUUGUGAGAAUAAAGCUCCUAAGACAUGUGAAAGCACUUAACACAGUACCUGGCAGGCAGCACUCAGUAGAGUUUGGCUCUAUUAUGGGAUGGUCUAAUUCUGGUUUAAGGAAAGUUGAAAUUUUUUUUCUAGUUAUUAUGUGGGUGUUCCCUGUGCUUCAAUAGGGUGUAAAAUAGUCAUAACUUUAAGCCUGUUAUACUUGAACAUCACUAAGGGAAGUAAAAUAAUAUGAAGCUAGCAGAAAUCUUAAGGCCAAAGUUGUUUCCUAACAGCUUUAAUAAAGAUUAUUGAUUUUGAGUAAUCUUUUUAAAAAAGUGGACCAUUUGGUUAAUUAUUUUAAUAUCACUUCAGUAAAAAUAUUAUUAAAAAGAUCAGCUUUUAUGGCAUUAAAGAAUGUAUCUGCUAAGACACAAAAAUUGCUUGGUAUACAUAUUAGGUGGAGGAGAUCAGGUGGUAGGCUGGAUGAAAAUAUAACUGGCUAGAAUAUUUAUUCAGAAGUGUACUCCCCAUCCCUGUGUAUGUGUGUAUUUGGGCACAGUUAGGACACUAUCUGGAUUUGCAGAUGAUGCAUCUUUUGACCCUACCCUGUACUGAAACAGUGUUAGACUGUUGUCUUCAUCUUGUCAGUGGAAAAUCCUAAAGUGGAGCUCACUCUACUGUGCUGAUGUCCAAUAGGUAGGGUGGUGUUCUGACUAGUCAGCUACUCUGCUUGAUUUGUUCUAAGGUUUUGGUACUACAUAUGAGCACUCUUGGAAGGUACAAGUGUAUCAGUAUCACUAGUUCUGAGGAGUUUGGGUACAUAUGUUUUAAUAUAUGUAGAAUGUGCAGUGAACUCUUUUUGUUGUUUUACUUUUCUUUUUAGCAAAACUACUCUUACCAUUUUAGGUCCAAUUGUUGAGUUGACAGUCUACUGUGAGAAUGAGAAGACAUAUCUACUGUGAGAAUAACAUAAGUGAUAGUUUAAUUUUAAACCUUUUAUACUCAGUGGUGUUUUAUAUAUUAAGAUAAGAAUAUAUAUACACACACAUGCAUGCACAUGUCACAUCUCUACUGCGGAGUUAAUGUGAACUUUUAAAAAUGGAAUUGCAACCACAAUCAUUAUCUAAAACCACAUUCACUCCUAGUGAAGGUUUACAAAAGCCACUAAAAAAUAAGAUUGAUAAAAAUGUAAAGAAUCAUCAUUGGGGGUUAUUUUUAUUUUUAAAUUUAUAGUGCUACUUUUGAAUGAGAAUUGUUUUUUAAUAUGACUAUGCUCCUUUUGUGAUUGAAAAGACAAUAGUAUAGAAGCUACUUUUUAAAUUGCUGGCAAACAGCAUUAAGUGCACUUUCUUUGAUUACACUUCCAAUUUUUGUUAAACUUGAAUUUUCUGAAGCCUUUUAUUGUACCACUAAGCAAGUAACUUUAACCUUUAAAUAAACAGGAUUUAUGUCUUUAUUAUAUUUCUAAUUGUUAUAAAACACACUUGCAAAAUAGCUGGGAAACUGUUCUGAGGUAGAAUCAGUUGCUUCCCCUGCCCCUGUAUCUAAUGAAGCACUAACUGAUUUUAUUACUUUAUUGCCUUUACAUUGCUUGUUCUUUUUGACUGAAAUUGUCUCUGAUUCACUUUGUUUUGUUUGAAAUUUAAAGUUAUUUUCUUACUGUAUUUAUCAUACCUACUGUUUUAAUAAUCUGCUUUCUUUAAAUACAAUAAAUCCCAAAUGGAUUGCAUAUUCUUUAUAAUCACUCUUUGGAGUUUUUCAUUAUUUGUCUUAUUAAAAGUUUUGGAUGUAAACUUC